This is a messenger RNA of Penaeus monodon (black tiger shrimp), 1083 nucleotides long. RefSeq names its product formin-like protein 20. NCBI's taxonomy places the organism in Eukaryota, Metazoa, Arthropoda, Malacostraca, Decapoda, Penaeidae. The record is from RefSeq and is a predicted model, not a curated record. The coding region runs from base 1 to 1083 and encodes 360 amino acids. The transcript has 3 exons.
AUGUCGGAACGCUGUACAUAUAAUACAUAUGUGGCAGUCAGAACACUUUCGAGCGUUGGCUUGCAUCCCCAUAGCAAGGGCGCUGACGUCAUAAGGAACAGCUUUGUCCCACUUUGCACGGCCUGGAAUCAGUGGAGCCAUGACAACCAAAAUCAUAGUAUUACCAGAACAAAGCGUCUGCCCAGAUACUUACCCUGCAGGGUAGACAUUCGAACCGUCCAGCCUGGCAAUGUGGCUAUACACGUGAGCGCAAGCAUCGUACGAAGGGCCGGAGUGACGCUGCCAAGAGCCUUAGAACCUUCCUCCUCUCCAGUUUUAGAACCUCCCACAGGAGCUUUAGAACCCACCACUCAGAAACUUCAGAACCUUCCACAGAAAGGAGCCUUUAGAACCUCACCCACCAGGAGCUUUAGAACCCCCACCCUCCCACUCAGGAGCUUUAGAACCCCCCACCCACCCAUCCAGGAGCUUCAGAACCUCCUACACCCAGGGGCUUUAGAACCUGCCACAUCUAGGACUUUAGAACCUCCCCCACCCAGGGCCUUUAGAACCCUCCACACUCAAUCAGCUUUAGAACCUCCCCCACCCAGGCCCUUUAGAACCCUCCACACUCAAUCAGCUUUAGAACCUCCCCCACCCAGGGCCUUUAGAACCCUCCACAGUCAAUCAGCUUUAGAACCUCCCCCACCCAGGACCUUUAGAACCCUCCACACUCAAUCAGCUUUAGAACCUCCCCCACCCAGGGCCUUUAGAACCCCCCACACUCAAUCAGCUUUAGAACCUCCCCCACCCAGGGCCUUUAGAACCCCCCACACUCAAUCAGCUUUAGAACCUCCCCCACCCAGGGCCUUUAGAACCCUCCACACUCAAUCAGCUUUAGAACCUCCCCCACCCAGGGCCUUUAGAACCCUCCACACUCAAUCAGCUUUAAAACCUCCCCCACCCAGGGCCUUUAGAACCCUCCACACUCAAUCAGCUUUAGAACCUCCCCCACCCAGGGCCUUUAGAACCCUCCACACUCAAUCAGCUUUAGAACCUCCCCACCCAGGGCCUUUAGAACCCUCCACACUCAAUCAGCUUUAG